CUGCAUCUGAAACGGAAGCCGGAGAGGGACAUUCUGCAGCUUCCCCGGUGCAACGCAAACUCUGCAGGAGAAAUGUGUUCAGCAACAACAGACCCCUAGAAGUCUGUCCGAAGUAAAAGGCAAGCGAAAGGCCCCACUGAUGUUGACUGCAUGCAGAAACCUUUCUCGGACAUUUUUUCCCCUCACAUUUAAAAGGCUUUGUACCAGAGGAAGCAGGAUCCACCAGGCUGCUUUCGCCUCCUCCUCUACAUCCACAGCUCUAUCCAUCCCUUUGUCUGUCCCCUCAGUGACCCAGAGUCACAGCUUCUUGCAAACCAAGCCAAUCUCAGCCUGCCUACACUCAUCUGUCUGCUCCUCCUUCGUCCGCUGCCUCUCUCACUCUGCUCACAGUUCAGGUGUGAUGGAGUUAAAAGAAGUUCUGCAGGUGAUGGAGCAGCUCGCUCCUCUGUCUCUGGCUGAGUCCUGGGACAAUGUAGGCCUGCUUGUAGAGCCUAGCAAACCUCGACCUGUAAAAACUAUCCUGCUAACAAAUGACCUCACAGAUGCUGUCAUGGAGGAGGCAGAGGCCAUGAGCUGUGACCUCAUUAUCUCAUAUCACCCUCCGUUGUUUCGGCCAGUCAAGCGUCUGGCCCAGAAAGACUGGAAGCAGCGGUUAGCCAUCCGAGCUGUGGAGGCGGGGAUAGCCAUCUUCUCCCCUCAUACAUCAUGGGACAGUGUUAAAGGAGGCGUGAAUGACUGGCUGGUUGGAGGGCUCGGUAGCGGACAGGUUUCAGUGCUGAGUCAGGCCCUAGGCGGGGCCUCCCACAGUCACAAACUGGAGUUCAUGGUAAAAAGUGCAGAGGAAGUAAAGAAUAUCACUGAGGAACUGAAGGCAUGUGACAGUGGAACAACGCUUCAGCAUGCAGUCAACAGGCCAGAGGGCAGUGGGAUCCAUGUCAGUGUAACCUGCUGUGACUCAGCGCUGACCCCCAGUGUUCAGACUCUGUUACGACACAACAGUCCAAGCCUGUCCCUCUGCAUCUCAAAGUUGGAGAAGCCUCCUCUUCCAGGCCACGGCCAAGGGCGAAUGAGCGUUUUGGAUCAGCCCGUUUCGAUGUCAACAGCCAUCCAGAAAAUGAAGUCCCACUUGGGUCUCAGUCACCUCCGCUUAGCCCUGGGGUGGGGGCAGACGCUUGAGUCAUCUGUGCGUUCUGCGGCUGUGUGUGCUGGGUCUGGAGCUUCAGUGCUGAACGGAGUCAAAGCAGACCUUUACAUCACAGGUGAGAUGUCCCAUCAUGAAGUGCUGGACGCUGUGGCGAAGGGAACAAGUGUCAUCCUCAGCGACCAUAGUAACAGCGAGCGGGGAUAUCUGGUGGUGUUCAAGGAGAGGCUGUCUGUGCGUCUCCAUGAGGGUGUGACGGUGGCAGUGUCCAAGGCUGACCGAGACCCUCUGGAGGUGGUCUGAAUGAUGUUGUACUAGUUUGUCUGUUGAGCCCUUUUCACACAUGUAGCCCUGAAUUUUUCAAGGUAGUUUCAGGACUUUAAGGCCCGGGAUAUUAUUAGGAUCUGGCUGUUCACACCUGCACCUUACAGCAGGAGAUUUUCUGUGUCAGAUGCACUCUCACAACUCAAAAGAGUCAGUCUGGUUAAGGUGAGGGGGGCUGUGUAGUGCAUGCAGUAGAAGAAGAAGAAGAGGAGGGAUCAUUUCUGGACACACACAACAAUGGAAAACAAUAUACUGGUAACUGAAGCAAGUUUACUUUAAAAAGUAGAAGAGGCAAAACUUUGCUUGAUUUCAACAACGUUAUCACCCCACCCGCUCUGCUCAACCUGAACUUUCACUGGUGUGCAGACUUUACUGUGAGGCUGGCAGGGGAAAAACUGAUACAAUUUCGAGAGAACUUCGUCUGUUUGGGAUCACACAUGCAGCCAACCCUGAUGAUGUCUAGAAAUUUUCAGGAGUGUCGUGCAUGUGGGGUGAAAGGGGCUGUGGAGGAACGUUCACUGCUUUAAAUGGAUUGAAUUAAACUGACAACAUACUGAGA
Molecule: messenger RNA, 2024 nt
Organism: Notolabrus celidotus (New Zealand spotty)
Lineage: Eukaryota; Metazoa; Chordata; Actinopteri; Labriformes; Labridae
Gene: nif3l1
Product: NIF3 NGG1 interacting factor 3-like 1 (S. cerevisiae)
Exons: 7
Coding region: 140-1444 (434 amino acids)
Cellular component (GO): cytoplasm; mitochondrion
Source: RefSeq, a predicted model, not a curated record